AUGGGAAAUUCUAAUGUUGCAGGACAGAGUGAAAAAAUGUUAACAGCAGCUCAGUUGAUGAGAGAAAGAGAAGGAAAAGUUUCAGUAACUAAGUUAAAAUCAUUCAUGCAGGCAAUUGGUAUGCAUGAAACUGGAAGAUUAAAUGAAAGUUUAUGGAAAAAUAUAUUGCAAGAAAAGAAAGGUUGGCUGAGAGAUAAUAAUAGGCUGGUGCAAGCAGAGUUAUGGUGGAAGUUGUCUGCAGAUGUGACUGAUGGAAAGUUGAAAGAAAUUGAGAAGAAUGGUCAAUAUUGGUAUAGUAAGAUGGAGGAUUUGGAUGUGAUAAGGAACAAAGAACAGGACAGUUUGCCAUGCGGCAUCCCUUCCCCCACCACAUCUGUUGUAAGUAAUCCUGGGUUUUGUGGUCCAACAAACAAUCCAUGUGUCAGUCCCUCCUCUACACCAUGUGCUGGAAUGUGCUCAUCAGGACCACCCACUGUGCUUUCUGCUUCCUCUAUCCCUUCUCCAUCCCCCAAAACUGUUUCCUUUGAACAACAACCCCCUCCUUAUGGGGGGUGGGAGUGUGUGUGCAAACACAAGAAUGCUGAGAGGAAUAACAUGUGUGCUGUUUGUGGAUCUCAAAGACAGGACACAAUUCCUAUCAUAGGUCCCAGCACUGGAUUAUAUCCAGUGAUGUCUUCCAAUAACCCUUCCCAACUGUAUGUCCCAACAGUUAAAAAUGUACCUGCAGUAAUUGCCCCUAUGAUGCCUACUAGAAAUAUUCCAGACCAGUCUACCCAAUCUAGGAUUGCACCCACUUUAAGUCCAUUUUCAGACUUGAGUGGAUUUCUAUCACAGGAAAGUAUGGGAUAUCCAACAUCAAUGUUGGAUAUGCAAAAUCUCAUGCACCCAGUUUCCCCUAUUAUACCAUCUCCGCCAAAUCCACCCCGACCAAAUAUAUCCUAUCGUACGCCCAGGUACCUAACCCCUGGAGCUGCUCCUCUCAGAGGUCCAAAUGACAUCCCUGAUGAACCUGUGUAUCGCCCUUGGUCCCCUAGUGAGAUGCUGGCCAUGAUGAGUAGAAUCCCCAAUCCAGAGGACUUACCCAUGCCAUUCUGUAGGGAGUUAGCGAAGAUAAGGAAAGCGUUCUCAUGUUGCUGGAGAGAUCUAGAAGAUUUAGUCCAGUGUAAAGCUGGUGACUCCUUCUCUCAGAUUAUAGCCUCUGCAGUGGGAUCUUAUGAGGGAGAUGAUACUACUUUGUUGUCCGAUAAGGCCGUGGAGAACUUUCAUACGUUAAAAUUAGUCAUCAGUUCGACACCAGCAUUGGGUCUACCGGACUACAAUAAAGAUUUCAGACUUUAUUGCACUGAAUGUCUUGGCCAUGCUUCAGCUGUUCUCACACAAGCUAGGGCUGGCCAACAGCGUCCAGUGGCGUAUUACUCUGCCAGACUCGAUCCAGUGGCUAGAGGAGCGCCAUCUUGUGUCCGUGCGGUAGUGGCUGUACAACUCAUGCUUGACAAGAGCUCUGAGAUUGUGCUCAAUUAUCCAAUCACUGUUUUUGUCCCUCAUGACAUCUCGGCCAUUCUCACACAAGUACAGCCUAAACACCUGUCCACUGCCAGACACCUUAGACUAGAAUGUGCACUACUUAUGCCACCAAAUGUCACCAUCAAAAGGUGCACAACUUUGAAUCCAGCUACUCUGCUGCCUCUGGAGGGGGGAGGGAGUAGUGGUAUGAGUCAUCUAGCUGAAUAUCUUCCUGACCUGGAAGAUAAACACGACUGUCUCCAAUUAAUGUCCCAAGAGACAGCAGGGUUUGAUCACGUGGUAGAUACUCCCUUAGGAAACCCAGAUUUAGAGCUCUUUGUGGAUGGAUCGCGGUAUGGUGUCCAGGGGAAGUUUUAUACUGGGUAUGCAGUUGUCACUCAGCACGAUACGAUCAAAGCGGAAUCACUGCCCUCUCACAAGUCUGCACAGGAAGCUGAACUUAAGGCUUUGGAAGAGGCCUGCAGGUAUGCGGAGGGAAAAACUGCAAACAUCUAUACAGAUUCCAGGUAUGCUUUUGGGAUCACCCAUGAUUAUGGUCGUGAAAUUAUGGGAGCCCUGGGUAUUGAACAAGCCUUCCAUACUGCGUAUCACCCACAAAGCAGCGGUAGAGUAGAGCGACUCAACGGCACAAUUAAAUCAAAAAUACAGAAGGCCAUGGCUGAACUGAAAAAGCCAUGGACAGAGUGUCUACCCUUGGCACUUUUCUCCAUCCGGUAUACACCUAACCGGAAGACAGGCCUGAGUCCAUAUGAAGUACUCUUUGGGAAUGCCCCUAGACUAGGACUCUAUUUUCCACAGCAACUCCAGAUGCAGCAUAAUAGUCUUUCAAAGUACGUUAUCUGUCUUACAAACAGACUGUCUAAUGUGUAUUCCCAAGUUUUUGCUUCUCUUCCAGAUCCAGACAGCAUAGAGGCAACUCAUUCUCUACAACCUGGAGAUUGGGUAGUGGUGAAACGACACGUGCGGAAAGUUCUAGAACCACGAUUUGAGGGUCCACAUCAAGUACUGUUAACCACCGCCACUGCUGUCAAGUUGGAAGGAAAGCCUAAUUGGGUCCACGCAUCACACUGCAAAAAAGUACCAGAACCUCAAGUGCUGGAAUGACUGCAAGGGCCAGAUUCGUGAAUUAUA
Messenger RNA from Bufo gargarizans (Asiatic toad), 2655 nucleotides. RefSeq lists its product as uncharacterized. Gene Ontology annotation, biological process: DNA integration. The transcript is spliced from 3 exons. The record is from RefSeq and is a predicted model, not a curated record. Gene Ontology annotation, molecular function: RNA-DNA hybrid ribonuclease activity; nucleic acid binding. Lineage: Eukaryota; Metazoa; Chordata; Amphibia; Anura; Bufonidae. The coding region runs from base 1 to 2628 and encodes 875 amino acids.